This is a messenger RNA of Sander lucioperca (pikeperch), 1569 nucleotides long. RefSeq names its product olfactory receptor 1M1-like (gene or41a3). Gene Ontology annotation, biological process: G protein-coupled receptor signaling pathway. The transcript has a single exon. Gene Ontology annotation, molecular function: olfactory receptor activity; G protein-coupled receptor activity. Gene Ontology annotation, cellular component: membrane. The record is from RefSeq and is a predicted model, not a curated record. NCBI's taxonomy places the organism in Eukaryota, Metazoa, Chordata, Actinopteri, Perciformes, Percidae. Bases 433 to 1395 code for a protein of 320 amino acids.
GUUUAUGGAUCAAAUGAAUGUCAUUAAUAGGCUAAUGCUACAUGACGUCCUCAGUAACAGCUGUGAGUUUUAUCUCAAGAGAUCAAUGUGGAAAUCUACCGCUGGCCACACAAGUCAGACACACAGUCAUCCAAUUGCUGCUUUUGGAUGCAGCAUCAAAUAGAGCUGCUGCUAAACAAUCAUUUAGAGAAUAUCUGGUAAGCCGCAUUCAUUGAUUUUUUUAGCAUAUGUACACAUUUGAACUUACUGAAAAUAUGUGUUAUACUAUAUACUACUAUGUUUAAAUGUGCUUAUUGAACCGGCAUGUAAAUUAUACAUGUGGUUUAUAGCGUCUUUAGAGGUAUAAUGUACAAUAUGACAUGAUUUCUCUGUUCUUUAGACUGGAGUUUUUAAGCAGUGGUCGUCCUCCAACGCAGCCUGUGGAGCUCAACUAUGUCUUCUCUCAGGGCUGUUUUAAAUUACUCUCUCAUUAUUCAUCCUCCAGGCUUCUAUAUCAUCGGAUUUGAGACAUUUCCCUUCAUCAGUGUUUACUUCAUCUUUCUAGCAUUUGUUUAUGUGGUUACAGUGCUGUUCAAUAGUUUGGUGAUCUAUGUAAUUGCCUUUAAUCAUUGUUUACACACUCCAAAAUUUCUGGCUGUGGUUAACCUGGCAGUAGUUGAUGUAAUCCUAAACACGUGCACUAUUCCCAGCAUGCUAAAGAUAUUCCUCGUUAAGGAUAACUUUAUUCCAUUCAACCUCUGUCUGUUACAAAUGUUUGUCUACUAUGCUAUAGUAUCUCUGGAGUCAUGUGCACUCGCUAUACUUGCCUACGACAGGUUGAUUGCAAUAUGUUUCCCUCUGCGUCACAACUCAAUCAACACAUUGCGGAGCAUGUCUUGUAUUAUCGGCCUGACUUGGUCUUUUGCUCUGGGAGUAACCACAUUUUCAACAUCUAUAAUGACUCGACUGUCUUUUUGCAAUUCUGUCAGAGUGUUCAGCUAUUUCUGUGACUAUGCACCUGUGUUUAGACUCGCCUGUAAUGAUUACACAAUGCAGUGGUCUGCAGCUUCUUUUCUCACUGUUUUGCUCCUUGGAGGACCCUUUACUUUUAUUCUUCUGUCUUAUGUCAGCAUCCUGGUGACCGUGUUUAGGAUGAAAUCUUUAGACAGUCGGGUGAAAGCUUUGGCCACUUGUGUUGAGCAUAUCAUCCUGGUUGCUGUAUUUUACAUUCCUCUCUUUACCAUUUUUACUAUCGGAUUUUAUCUGCGUCAGGUUGACCCAGACCAGCGUGUGCUGAGCCUGUCGCUGGCCUCUUGCAUCCCACCCUGCAUCAAUCCUAUUGUAUAUUCUUUGAAAACGAAAGAUAUCAAAAUCAGAGCCUUUGCACUGGUAAGAAAAAAUAUGGUUAGACUUUGAGGGUAGUUUGUGUAGAAGGUUAAAAAGUCAAGAGCUGGGACUUUUUCUUAAAAAAAACCUGAUUUUGCAGAAGAAAAAAAAAUACUUUGGAAAACCAGAGCGCCGGAACUGGUCAGAAACAUUGGCUCAUUUCAAAAUUUAAUAUAUUGUUGACUGUAAAAAGAGCUUCCCCAG